GACGUCAUAUUACGCAACAUCCGUUGGAAUCCGUCAUGGCGGCGUUCUUUCCAGUCACAAUGGAUGCCGCUUGCUAGUAUAUUUGAAGUUGACCAGCCAUUGUUCUUGCAAGUCGUCGGGAAGGUUUUUCUUUACGCGGCGACUUAAUGUUAAAGCAGGCGGUCAACGCCGGCCCCUCGUCCUCAGUGCCCUCCCCCCAGCCGACGAAGGAGUCGAAAGAAAAUGCAGCGGCGAGCCAACAGGCCAUGUUGGACCACAUCAAGCCGUGCUGGUAUUGGGACAAGAAGGAUUUGGCGCACACACCAUCUCAGUCGGAAGGCCUCGACCCGGGCACUGAAGCUCGCUACCGCAGAGAGGGGGCCCGCUUCAUAUUCGACGUGGGCACCCGACUUGGACUACAUUAUGACACACUGGCCACCGGCAUCAUCUACUUCCACCGUUUCUAUAUGUUUCACUCUUUCAAGCAGUUUCCCAGAUAUGUGACGGGCGCUUGUUGUCUCUUUCUGGCGGGCAAAGUGGAGGAAACGCCCAAAAAGUGUAAAGACAUCAUCAAGACGGCACGCAGUUUGCUCAACGACGUGCAGUUUGCUCAGUUUGGAGACGACCCCAAGGAGGAAGUCAUGGUCUUGGAGCGAAUCCUUUUGCAGACGAUCAAGUUCGACCUGCAGGUGGAGCACCCGUACAUGUUCCUCCUGCGUUACGUGAAGCAGCUCAAAGGGGAGAAGAAUAAAGUGUGCAAGGUUCUCCAGAUGGCUUGGACCUUUGUCAACGACAGCAGCCUGUGCACCAUGCUGUCGCUCCAGUGGGAGCCGGAAAUCAUCGCCGUGGCCGUCAUGUACCUGGCGGGCCGCCUGUGCAAGUUCGACAUCCAGGAGUGGACGGCCAAGCAGUCGUCCCGCCGCUGGUGGGAGCAGUUUGUCCAGGACGUCCCCGUCGAGCUUCUGGAAGACAUCUGCCAUCAGAUCCUGGACUUGUACUCCCACGGCAACAAGCCCAUCCCCCAGCAGAUGCAAGAAAAGGAGCGGGCGCCCGCCGCCCCCGCCCUGACCCCCACCCCUCCGGCGCCGCCGUUAACCGCCAACCCGCCCCCACCGCCGGCCAAGAAGGCGUCCCCGCAGGGCGGCAGCCCCACCCGACAACUCAAACGAGCACACACCUCCCCCAAGGAAGAACCAAAGCCUCCAGAACAAGUUGGAUCAAAGAUUCCUCGACUGGAGAGCCCCAUGCCACCGUUGCCCACCUCGCAGCCGCCGCCUGACCGCAAGCCCGCCGCCCCCGCCCCUCCCGCCGAAGCGGAACCCCCAAGCGAAGCAGCCCCUCCGCCCCCUCACGCGCCGCCGCCCACCCAACCCCACGCGCCCCCUCCCCUCCCUCACCGGCCGCCCCCGCCGCCGCCUUCCAACUACGUCAUGUCUACCAGCGGCUCGUACAUGUCGGGCGAGGGUUACCAGAGCCUGCAGUCCAUGAUGAAGACGGACGCGCCCGCCUAUGUGCCCCCCAUGCCGCCCACCUACGCCCCCCCAAUGCCGCCCUAUCACGUGUACCCGCCGCCCACCGCCCCCCCACCGACCCAUCCUCCGCCCACAGGCUACCCGCCGCCGGCCAUGCCUCCCAGCUACCCGCCGCCGGGCUACACCAGCUUCCCUCCGCCGCCGCACAUGCCACCAACGCACGUGCCCCCGCCCAUCGGCCUCCCCCCUGCCGGGUACCCACCUCCACCCGUGCCGCAAGGUCAGUCGCAGGUUCCCCUGCCCCCGCCCCCUGGCAUGCCCAUGAAUCGCGGCGGCUGGAUGAGAUGAGAUGAGAUGAGCGUCACUGAAUAGACCCUGAAAGUUAGUAGAGUUAUUUUCUUCUUGCCGGAGUCAUACUUUGGUUUGGUGGGUUCACUUCCACGGUGUGUAGUAAGUAGUCUUGUCGUCUCGUCAGGGUUUUUGCGGACCAGGUGAACUUUUCCACCCUCAUGUGCCUUAAAGGCGCCUUUCUGCUUCCCCUUCUCACCUUUGGAUUUGUGUCAAAUUGGCACUUGGGAAAAAAAUAAAUGGCUUUUUUUUUGUUCAAUUUGAUUCCGUUGUUGUGUCGUGAGUGAACUGUUGGAGUCAUUUAUUGGUCGUAACAGUUUUCCUAGCUCAUCAGGUUUUUGAGAUUUGGAUUUGUCUUUAAAGUUUGACCUCUAAAAGCCUGUAUAAGACAGAUUUUUGCCAUGCAUUACAAAUGAUAAUUGUGAUGUUUCCAGGAAAAAAAAUCCCCUUGUUGAACCUCACCCUUAAAUAUUACAAUGACUAGACAUGCUAGACAAAUCUAGAUAAGUUUACUUGCCCCCCCC
Messenger RNA from Hippocampus zosterae (dwarf seahorse), 2323 nucleotides. It is a transcript of the gene ccnk, whose product is annotated as cyclin K. The transcript has 11 exons. Gene Ontology annotation, cellular component: nucleus; cyclin/CDK positive transcription elongation factor complex. Gene Ontology annotation, biological process: regulation of transcription by RNA polymerase II; positive regulation of DNA-templated transcription, elongation. The coding region runs from base 147 to 1799 and encodes 550 amino acids. Lineage: Eukaryota; Metazoa; Chordata; Actinopteri; Syngnathiformes; Syngnathidae. The record is from RefSeq and is a predicted model, not a curated record. Gene Ontology annotation, molecular function: cyclin-dependent protein serine/threonine kinase activator activity.